This is a messenger RNA of Notothenia coriiceps (black rockcod), 865 nucleotides long. RefSeq names its product voltage-dependent P/Q-type calcium channel subunit alpha-1A-like. Lineage: Eukaryota; Metazoa; Chordata; Actinopteri; Perciformes; Nototheniidae. The transcript is spliced from 3 exons. The record is from RefSeq and is a predicted model, not a curated record. The annotation marks the transcript as partial.
GUUGCCAUCCCACGGAAAGCCCGCGGGGACAUGAAGACCCACCUGGACCGUCCGCUGGUGGUCAACCCGCAGGACAACCGCAACAACAACACCAACAAAACACAACCGGGCGAACUACCUCUGGACCAGGAGUACCAACGCCAGGACAUGGAUCAAUUCCACCGAGUCACCCAUAAUAACCGGCACCACCACCACCACCAUCCGAAAGUCAACGGGUCUGAGAACGUGGAGACGACCCAGCCGGCGAAGACCCGGAUGGAGCAUGGAUUCAGCUGCACGUCUCUAGGAAACGUUGAGGUUCAACCUGGGGAGGAAAGGCACGGACACAGGAGCCAUCGAGGACAUAGGCACCGAAACAGAGAGGCCCAAAGUGUGUCCCCCCACCACAGCGAGGGGGUCGAGGGGAACCACGAACACAGGAGGUCCCGGCACCGCAAGGGGGAAGAGGGCCGGAGACACAGAUCUAAAGGGACGGAGGGAGAGGGGGAGAAAGGCGAGGAAGGGGAGGGAAGGAAAACGAGAAGGCAUCGCCAUAGCAACCAUCACAACAGAAAGGAGCACCACGGUCUCUCCACCACUCGACCCAUUCAGCAGUACAACGAGGACCUGGACAACUUCCGCAACAACAGCAAGUUGGCCAGUGCCCAGGAGCAUCCGUACGACCUUCCACCGGAUCACCCUGACCACGUCAACAACCUGCUGAACUGCCGUGACGCCGACACCCACACGCUGCUGCACAGCAUGGACAGCCUGAUCCUCACCAGCAUGGCCAAGCCAGAGUACACCAAGAUAGACAUGCCUCCUGUGUACCCUUACCCCUCCACCAACGCCAUCCUGCAAGGUGAGCAUCUGGCUGUGAACCAGG